UGGACAUGAAAAAUGUCGUACGGCGGGACGUACGUUGUUUCCGGAGAGGAUAUCCGGAGGCGGUCAGCGGGCAUUUGUCACCAUCGUUGUGGUCGUCGCCGCCGCGGACUAUAGAAUAUAUAGUCGUAUUAGGCGCAAGCCUUUGAACUCGUAUCUGCGCAGCCAACCACGCUGAACCCGGACGAUGGGCAACCUGCAGAGUUCGACGCCGUCGUCACGUGGCGGCACGAAAAGCCGGAACAAAAGGCCACCGACCACCGGCACCCGCGAUUGGCUGUUGGGGGGCGCGACGAGGGUGCUACGGAAACCAGUUGCACCGGCGCCGGCGGCGGCAGAGGCGGAGGCGGCGGCGGCAACGGCGGAUCACGUGACCGUGACCAGUCGUGACCUCCGCCGGCAGCGGACUCCCCCGGCCCGCGACGACGAUACCGAUCAUCAUGCAGAUGAGCAGCAACAACAACACCGGCAGGAGCACCACUGCAGCAACCGCCGCCGCCGCCGCCACCGCGACGACCGUGACGACGAGUCCGCCCGCAGUUCCUCGGAAGAGGAGGACUCCUCAGUAUUCGCCGACACGCUGACCAGCCCGCAGAGCGUGUACUCGGACGCCAGAGACGAACCGGACGACAUCAUGGUGGUGAACGGCGGCGAAACGUUCGGCGGCAGUACCGGGCGCACGGCCGCCGCCGCCGCCCACCAGGCUUUCACGAUCGUCAAGCACCGAAAAGUCGAACUGAGCCCGGCCAAAUUACAAUCGGCAAUCGCCAAUGGUCAGGCGGUGGACCCGGCGGUCAGACGCAGUAACACCUCUCAACUGAGUGACGGUCCCAAGGACGGGAGCGUUCUCAGGAGGGUCGCCAAGGUCACGCUGGACCAGGCCACCAAAGACCAAAAGCCAGUGAGACCGAAACACGUACCGGAAAAGUUGGACUUCAGGAACCGUGAAAAGUUCGAAGGCCAAGUGCUGGUCAACUGGCUUGUUUCGUCGUUCAGCACGGAGGAACGCCGAAGGGAUGCCCGGCUGCUGUUGCCUCAAAUCUGCACGGAUCUGGUGACUGCAGGUGUCAUCAAACAGAUAAGAGACAAAGAUGCUACGAUAGCCGGCGACCUGUUUAGAUUGGACCACAUGUACUACUGGGCUCGUUCUGAACUGAUUAACUCCCCAUCGUCGUCUCCGGGACGUAUUGGACAACCGACAUGGUUAACUGACAAAAGUUUAGGUGGUAUUGAAAACGGUAAAGAUGGACCAACGUCUCAAGCGUAUUCGAAUUCAGAAGAACUACAAGAAAUACAAAACAAAACGGUUUCAAAACAGUCACCGUUUAAAAACGGCAUAGGAGCAACACACAAGGAAAACAUGCCAGAUUUGGAAAAUAUAUCUGAUUAUCCUCAAACUAAAAGUCCUAAACCAACUAGUUUGCCAAUAAGACGCAAGAAGUCAUUAUCUUCGUUAACUGAUAAAUUUUCGACUCUAUCAAUAGACCAGUCAAAUAUUCCUGUUAAACAAAUAAAUGGAAAUACACCUGAUGAAACGUUCAUAAAAAAAGUGAAUGGUAUCCAAUCACCGACCAAAAGGACAUCAAUUUCAUCAACGCCUAAACUAAAUUCCAAAGAUACUCCAUCUUCACUACCUAGUUCUAAUAGUGGCGAUUCCACAGUGUUUUAUACUCCAGUCGGCGUGAACGAUCCAACGUACAACGGUUUGUCCCCAAUAACAACACCAAAAAGUUCCUCUCUUAAUAAGAUCGUUUUUGGUGGCUUAACACCACUUUUUGAUCCAAGUGAUAAUAGUACGAUUGAUAGUAGUACGAUUAUUCAAAGUGCUGAUUCCCUAUUAAGUUCACCCGAAGUCGCCAUAGAAGCUAUUAAAUGUGAUUUUUCGGAGAAUUCAUUGAUUUUUAAAAAAGAAACUGAGGCAAUACCGGAGAAACAAAUACCGCCAGAUUCCACUUUAUCAUCACCCAUCGUUAACGACUGUCAACUUGCUUCAAUAACAGAUUCUUCAUCUCUUUCAGAAAGUACUGUUCUCCCUGUAACAUUCCAUCCUAUUCCAGAAAUCAGUAUUUCGCUUCCUAUUCCUUCUCCGCCACAACUCACUGGAAGUAUAAUUCCUCCUCCACCACCACCACCACCACCUCCUCCUCCUCCUCUUCCUCAAACAGAAUUUACUGGAAAUAUAAUCCCACCUCCACCUCCUCUACCACAACUUUCUGCAAUUAUUAUACCACCACCACCUCCAUUACCACAAUCCCCUAGAAGUACUUUUCCACCGCCGCCGCCACCACCACCUCUUCAUCAAAUUUCUGCAAAUUAUACAUCUCCUCAGCAUCCACCUAUACUAUAUAACACGCCAAAUAGUAUUCCACCACCACCACCACCACAAUUAUUAAACAAAUCAGUUUCUGGAUUCAAUGGUCCUCCGCCACCACCGCCACCGAUGACUGGUCCAACGCCAUUUCCUGCGCCACCUAUUGGUGGUUGGAACGCUCAACGUGAUCUAUUACGUAAAAAGCCAAUAACUCCACCGGUACCUAUGAGGCCUUUAUAUUGGACAAGAGUUAUUUUGAAAGAUCCUAUUAUAGAAACAUACACACCAACUACUCCGGAUUCACCAGAUUGUUUAAAACCACUGUGGAGUGAUUUAGAAGAAGCCCCAAUACCGAAUAUAAACGAAUUUUCGCAGCUUUUCUCACGACAAGCAGUAGAACCAAAAUUAGCAAAAAAAAAGGUUCAACUAAAAAAAAAGAUAGAGGAAUUUAAACAGUUGUUGGACACUAAGAGAUCGCGAAACGUAGGCAUAUUAGCCCAAAGUUUACAUUUGGAUUUUUCUGAAAUCGAAAAUGCUCUUUAUAAUUUCGAUACGUCUGUAGUAAGCGUUGAAGUUCUUCAACAAAUUUAUGAAGUGUCAGCGACAGAAGAAGAAUUGGGAUUGAUUAAAGGUCAUGUGGCAUCUCGUCCAGAUCAGCCACUCGACAAACCAGAACAGUUCCUGUUAGAGCUUAGUGAAAUACCACAUUUUGGUGAGCGCGUUGCGUGUUUAAUAUUCCAAUCUGAUUUCAAUGACGCCUUAAACAACAUAGCAAGCAAAUUGAAUAACAUGAAAGUAACCUCUGGGUUCCUAAUGACUUCCGAGAAUUUAAAAAAAGUUUUGGCCAUCAUAUUAGCAUUGGGGAAUUACAUGAAUGGAGGUAAUCGACAACGUGGUCAAGCAGACGGAUUCGGUUUGGAAAUCUUACCUAAACUUCGAGAUGUUAAAAGCAAAGAUAACUCAAUGACUCUGUUACAUUUUAUUGUACGAACAUACAUUAAUGAAUGUAAAGAACCAAUGAAAGAAACAUUACCUGUGCCAGAACCCAGUGAUGUAGAUCGAGCAGCACACGUAACUUUUGAUGACUUACAACAAGGUCUUAAAGAAUUAAAAAUUAAACUGGCUGGUUGCAAGAAAAAAGCUGACAAAGUAAUAUUAUCAUCAGCUUAUGAUAGCUUGGAACCAUUCAAAACAAAAAUGGAAUCAUUUAUUUCUAUGGCGCUCAGACAACUAGAAAAUGAACAUGAGAAUUUGGAAGAAAGUAAAAAACUGUUUAUUAAGCUAAUGCGAUUUUAUCAGUUUCAACCAAAAAUCAGUAAAAGUCUCCUAGAUGUGGCACCAAAAGAUUUUUUCCCAUUGUGGUUACCAUUCUGUACAGACUUCAAAGAUUUUUGGAAUAUGGAACAACAACGAAUCGUAAAAGAAAAGCUCUUAGAAAGUAAAAGAAGAACGAAAGAAAGACAACAACUAGUUAGGACAAACAAAAAAUCACUAGAAGGACUGGUAAUAAACAUUGUUUAAAAAAUCAAAUUCAAUCAAAAUUUAAAUGAUUUUCUAAAUGUCAAUUUCAAAAACGAAAAACAAUUUUUUAAUCAAAUUCAAGACUGAAUGAACAUAUGUUGUUAAUUAUCUACUACUCUUCAUAGUUCAAUGCAUGUUAAGAUGAAAAUAUUGUGAAAAUAUGUACGCACGAUCGCUUGAAAGCAUGCGCUAUGUUUUUUUUUCCACAUGUCUAAAAAUGUUAAUUAUAAGUCUAUUGUUAUAAGUUGAGAGUAUAAAUUUUAUUCAUACUAACCACUAAAAGAUUAUAUUCACAUAUAUAUUUUAAUUUUAAUCUUUAAAAACAUUAUUUUUUUAACUGUUGGAUUUAUUGUAAAGACUGACUAGAAAUGUUAAGUAAAAUCUAUAUACUAGACAUUAGUUGGAUAUAUAAAAUAUAUUAAUUAUUAUAUUA
Messenger RNA from Metopolophium dirhodum (rose-grain aphid), 4262 nucleotides. RefSeq names its product protein cappuccino-like. Lineage: Eukaryota; Metazoa; Arthropoda; Insecta; Hemiptera; Aphididae. The coding region runs from base 185 to 3829 and encodes 1214 amino acids. The record is from RefSeq and is a predicted model, not a curated record. Gene Ontology annotation, cellular component: cytoskeleton; cytoplasm; actin filament. The transcript is spliced from 18 exons. Gene Ontology annotation, biological process: actin nucleation; actin filament network formation; cortical actin cytoskeleton organization. Gene Ontology annotation, molecular function: actin filament binding; microtubule binding.